This is a messenger RNA of Exaiptasia diaphana, 1615 nucleotides long. Its product is annotated as flocculation protein FLO11. Bases 60 to 1208 code for a protein of 382 amino acids. NCBI's taxonomy places the organism in Eukaryota, Metazoa, Cnidaria, Anthozoa, Actiniaria, Aiptasiidae. The transcript has 6 exons. The record is from RefSeq and is a predicted model, not a curated record.
GUCCAGUCUUGAAGACUCUCAACGCUCGAGACCACAACGAGUGUAAAGACGCCUGUUUUAUGAAUGUCCCUGAUGAAUGCUACAUGUUCAACUAUUACUCUCAAGAUAAAAAGUGUGAACUGCUCUACAAAGAUCGCUUAUCGAGUUACAAGGUGGUCAAAAGAAAUGAUUCCGCAUUCAAGACCAGAGAGUGCAAGAUUAACUCGUGUCAAAAUGGCGGACAGUGCUACUCGCUUGGUGAGGCAAGUCACGAGGCCUGCAUAUGCAAAAAGGGAUUUGACGGUAAAUACUGCGAAAUUAACAACCAGGAAAACCCGACAACCACGAAAAUAUCAACAGCGGCAUCAACAACUGCACCAAUAACGACGGUGGCAGCAACAGCAGCAUCAACGACAACAGAAGCAUCAACGACAACAGAAGCAACAACAACAGAAGCAGCAACGACAACAGAAGCAACAACGACAACAGAAACAACAACAACAAAAGCAACGACAACAGAAGCAACAACGNACGUCUGUCAAAUUCAGCAAAACCCAACAACUCCGAAAAUAUCAACAGGGGCAACAGAAACAACUGCAGCAGCCGAAACGACAUCAGUGCCAGCAACGGGAGCGGCAACAACAACAACAACAACAACCUCAGAAGCUCUAGAAACAACAGCAGAAAUUACAACACUAGGAACGACAACUUCAGCAUCAACGACCACAGCAGCACCGACACCUGCAACAAAUAUUUGGGUCAAAGUCAGUACAAGCGCAGUAUGYUUCGGAACCAAGGACGAUUCUUAUGGAAGUUUUACAGUCACUAGAAAUGGACGAAUCAAGACAUUCAAACUCAUUUACGUCUCAGGCAUCGGCUURAAAGGUGAGACCAUUGGAGGUUACGGAAAAUGGGGAUCUGGAGUAGGAGCAGCAUUACCAAUCCCUAGAAUAGAAACACACAUUACUGAUGCAAGCAACAAAAGAAUUGCCCCGCCCAUUGGGUAUCCAAUAAUAGAUGAUUCAUGGGGUCGAUUGGGAUACGAUGUUCCAGGAUACAACUACAACAGCGRCGAAUUGCUUUUCCCCGAGAUUUCUCCUGCAAAAGAUGUGAAAAUUGGAGAUCAAUUUAGGAUUUGGUAUGGAGCAGAUUUGCAGAAUCAGUGGGAAGGUGACAAUUCGGGACAGACAUGCGCAGACGUGCAUGCUUUGUACUCCGAGAUGCUAUAAUUAUGAACACCUCAUCGCUACCUGACAAUCACGUAAUGACGUAAAGCAAAUCAAACCAAAAUGAAUAAAUGAUUUURUUUGGAUGACUACGUACUCCUAUGGGGUGAGAUGAGACAGGCCAUCGAGCUGUUUUAAAUUUGUUUUAACAACAUGCGCUCUUUGAGCGUCUUAUUCAACUUUUAACUUAAAUUUCAUAUGAAAUUACACAAAAAUUAAUUACUGUAAUUAAAUAAUUGAAAAAUUGACAAAUCAUUGUCAACCUCCACAUGGGAGAUCGUCUGGGAAUUAAUUUAAAAAACAGUGAAAACACAAGAGAAGUUCAUCACUUUGCGAACAAUAAUAUCAUGAAUAAUACCUAAAACUACUUACUUCCAACUUCAAGAAAAUAAAUUUUUGAAUUCACCCAA